Pomacea canaliculata is the source of this 1199-nucleotide messenger RNA. RefSeq lists its product as uncharacterized. The record is from RefSeq and is a predicted model, not a curated record. NCBI's taxonomy places the organism in Eukaryota, Metazoa, Mollusca, Gastropoda, Architaenioglossa, Ampullariidae. Bases 215 to 727 code for a protein of 170 amino acids. The transcript has 3 exons.
GGAAGUCCGUCUAUUACGCAGAUGGAAAUUCGGGCGCCCUCUCACCAGUGAGCUGCUGAUUAAAAAGUGUGAUCUGGCAUCUGCAGCUGUUCCAAUGGUUGAGUGGUUUUUCUUUCAUUCAUUGUCAAAACACCUUGUGUUGCAGAGUUUCUCUCAUUUAAGCCAAGGCAGUUCUUGUGGCUUCAGACCUUACGUGGAUUCAUUUUAAUGUUUCAUGCCAGCAGUUCAAUUAUUUACCAUAAUGGUCUUUUUCUUGAUUGCUAGCUUAAUACACCUUAUCCUUUCUCAUCCUGGUAUGGUGCUGUAUACAUUAGCUCAACAGUCUGUGGUCCCAAGUCUUAACCACUCACCAGAGUCAAACGAUGACAUAAGUAAAUGGUCACAGCGCAUAGUGGACCAAACUGUCGAUGCUGAGGUGAAAAACAAACAUUUUGCAGCUGGAGGAGUCUCAGAGAUGCCUCCAGAUCUUCUUUGGAAUUGGCUUAGUCUUCAACCGUCUCUUUUAGGACCGAAGGUAACUGUGAAAUCGGAAUCAGCCAAACCGAUUCUUACCAGUUCAGGUUCACGUGCUGCCAUCACCAAGGACUCCACCACGUCUUUUUCAGCAGCUUCAGACACAUACAUCUACACAUCUACCCGGUUUCUCAAAACUUUGUUUUCUACGAGUACAAGCAACAAUGUACUAUUCAAAACGAAAAAUCCCCAAAAUCUGCACCUAAAAAAUUAGUGUCAACAUCCACGGUCACACCUGGACAAGAAGUCGGUAACAGUUUGACGUCGCAUGGUGUAGGAAGUAGUGCGCACGCGUCUUUACUAACAGUCACACUUGGACAGCCGAAUAGAAGCCAUUCGUCACCGUCAGUUCCAAAGAGCGCUGACACCUUUACUUCAUCACUUACGCGGGACUAUGUACCAAUUCAGGCAAAUUCAACUCUUGCCACACCGAGCCCAAAAGUCGCCAUGAAAAUAAACACAACAAAAGCGUUCGUGUUUGUAGGAAUAGUGCUGGGCCUUGUGGCCAUGGCGAUCACUGUUGCGAUCGUUAUAAAAAAGAAUAUUGGCCAAUGGACAUGUCUUCGGUGAACAAAAGAUUAAACAAGUCCCCAAUCAGACUAUUCAGGUUGUAAAAAAUGAUAAGUGCGAGGUAAAGACAAAACGUAUGGACAGUAAAAACUUGUUUCCUGCUGCUGAUCAGUCAA